Salvelinus sp. IW2-2015 is the source of this 2434-nucleotide messenger RNA. Its product is annotated as insulin-like growth factor-binding protein 6. Gene Ontology annotation, cellular component: extracellular region. Gene Ontology annotation, biological process: regulation of insulin-like growth factor receptor signaling pathway. NCBI's taxonomy places the organism in Eukaryota, Metazoa, Chordata, Actinopteri, Salmoniformes, Salmonidae. Gene Ontology annotation, molecular function: insulin-like growth factor I binding; insulin-like growth factor II binding. The record is from RefSeq and is a predicted model, not a curated record.
UUAGAAUUAGCAGAGAACACACUCUGGAAGUUUAAUGUACUUGUAGAGUAUAUUGUUCUAACAAUAUGUCAUAAAAUGAACAAAAUCUAAAUCUUUAAGAUGAUUACUGUUGGAAAAUGUCCAGAUUAAUUAUCAGGCUUCUUCAUCCUACAAUAGCCAUCAAAGCACAGAUUACAAGGGUUAUUCUCAGUUUCUAUAGGCCUACACAGAAGGUGACACUCAAUCCCACAAAUAUUCUUUCUAUAAAGUAAUGUUCUCUUGUCCCACCUUGUCAUUUGAAUAAAUGGGUCAGUAAUCCUUACUCGUAAAACACAUACAUCAAACGUAUUACUGGUGGGAAAACAAUCAUGCUGAAUAUGAUACAGGAAUAAUAGGACAUUCAUGGUGGGGUUAGGUAGGGCUAACCCUAUUUCACCAGCUGGCCCUGAUAAAGGAGAGGCGUGUCAGAGACAAGGGGAAGUGGGGGUGUGCUCAGCAAUUUAAAAACGAGAGGGGAGACUAAUAUUUCUUUCUCCCGCUUUCCUUCCCCCACCCUCUCUCUCUACCUUUUGGCUCUUUAAAAGCCGCUGUCUCUGGUGUCUGUCUGCUUCAUUAUCGCUCUGUCAUAGCUGGAGGGGAUUCCUAUCCACUCUGCCUUGCAUCUCACAACCCACAACUGGAACUGAGCAGAAUAAGAACAAACCUCAGACAACAGCCUACCUGGCAUUGAAACAAAUAGGAACCUCCUGGACUAUUACUUACUCGUUGUUGUUGGACAACGUGUAUCUUGCGGGAAACAUGCUUCUGUACCCUGACCUUCUGGCCCUACUGUUCCUCCAGCUUGCGCUCUCCAGCCCAUGUACACUAGCCUCCCGGCUGCCUCCUCUCAGUGGAGGGAAUCCCUCCAGUAAGGGCUUCCAGGUGGCCAGGGCCCCCACACAGAGGCAGCAGUCUGGAGAGCUCAGCACCAGUGUCCUGGCCCUGGGGGAGCCCUGUGGGGUCUACACUCUGAGCUGUGCCCGUGGACUCCGCUGCACCCCACCACUGGGGUACCCCAGCCCCCUCCAGGCCCUGUUGCAGGGCAGGGGAGUCUGCAGCAAUGCCAGUGGACCGAGCCCUUCUGAGAGGCCCCAGCUCACAGCCACACACCCAACACCCAGUGAAGACCUGGAGAAGACUCCAUGCCGUAGGCUGCUUAACACUGUACUUAAAGGUCUGCAGCCCCUGGUCUUCCAGUCAGACUGUGCUGAUAUAUAUAUCCCCAACUGUGACAAGCAUGGUUUCUUCAGAAAGAAGCAGUGUCGGUCGUCUCGGGGCAUGCAUCGCGGCCACUGCUGGUGUGUGGAUAAGAGUGGCAUACCAACCCCAUCACACACAAGCCCAGGGGGCACCCUGAUCUGUGACAACGCAUGAAAGGGCACUGUCCAGCCCACCCUAUCCUGCAGUCUGGAAUAUGGGCCAUAGGGUGAGGAUCGAGAGGAAGAAAAGUAGAGCAAGAUGAGGAUAAAAGUGAGGGAUAGAAAAGGAGGAAAAGCGAGGGAUGGAGGAGGAAGCACUUCCCAAAGUGCUGUAUACUAAAUGGCUGAUACAAGCCAAAGGGUUGUGUACCACAUGGCACCCUAUUCCCUAAGUAGUGCACUAUGUAGGGAAUAAGGUGCCAUUUAGGACACAURCAAAUUCACAGACUACACUACUACCUACUAGGGUUGGGCUAAAUUCGAAUUGAAGGCAGUCAAUUCAGGAAGUGAUUUAAUUUAAAAUUCAGACAUUUACAUAUUUUUUUAUAUAAAUAACUUCUACUUUUCAGUUUGAGAAGUUAUUGAAAAUAAAUUCACUUUUUUUUUAGAUUAUUCAAUUGUAAUUUUAGUUUACUUCCUGGAUUGACUGCCUUAAAUUCUAAUUGAGCCCAACCAUGCUAUCUACAAGCACAAUCCUUCCAAUUCCAUUUCUCAUGGUCAUUCUCUUUAUCCAUCCCUGUUAGUUUGGUCUCACAGCACCCUCUAGUGAUGAGUUAUGAUGCAAUACAGACCAGAAACAGAUGAUUUACCAAGUACGUUCGUGAGUGUGGACUAGAUGGGUAUGGAAUUGCUAUGCACUUUGUUAUCAUUUCAAAAUCUGUACUCUGUGCUAUGACGCAGAGUUGUGAGUUCAUUUUAGAAUCUAACUCAAAGUUGGUAGGCCUGUAGUAAACUACAUACACAAUUCCAUUUACCCGCUUUUUUCCUGGCCUAGUGAUGAGGCUUGUCUCUGAUGUAUCCACUGUCUCUCUUGUAACUCUGAAGCUAUGCUCUUAAAUCUGACAUUAUUCUGAUGUUUAAACUCCAGGCUCAAGCACUACUAGGGCACCUCCAACCUUUUUACUGACAUUGCAGCAGACAAAUUUUAAUACUAUAAGAUAGUCUUUUUAAACWUACAGUACCAGUCAAAUGUUUGGACACACCUACUCAUUCCAGGG